Molecule: messenger RNA, 1218 nt
Organism: Pochonia chlamydosporia 170
Lineage: Eukaryota; Fungi; Ascomycota; Sordariomycetes; Hypocreales; Clavicipitaceae
Exons: 1
Coding region: 1-1218 (405 amino acids)
Molecular function (GO): protein dimerization activity
Source: RefSeq, a predicted model, not a curated record
AUGCAAUGGAAAGGACCCCAGGGAAGUCAAUCAAGGAAGAGGCAUGCUCAUCGCCGUGAUAGCCAGGGUAGCCAGGGUUCUGUAGGUGAUGAGUACUCCGGCAUCCAGGGUGUGCCUACCUUGCGCAAGCUGCAUGAACUAGCCGUCUGGCUUCGCAGUUCAUCCCUACAUGCGGAUAUCUGGGAUGAUAACGUUGGCCUUAGGCUCGGUAUUGACAAUCGAACUCGGUGGUCUUCUUGGUAUAUGGUUAUUGAUAGGGCCAUCGCGAAGCAAUCGGAAAUCAAAGCUUUUAUGACUGACCACGAAGCAGCUCUUGGUAGUAUCCGUCUUACAGCCCAGGAUUGGGAUUAUCUUGAUAAAGCCCGUACAUUUCUGCAACCAUUUGCUUCGGCCACACUUUAUGCAGAAGGCGACAAGUCAUCUAUUUCACAGUUGCUACCUCUAAUGGACGCCCUUCUUGCCCAUUAUGAGAGGAACAAAGCCCAUUAUUCCCAGGAAGACCACCACGACCCCCGAAUGGUUCGUGCUAUUGAGAUGGGCUGGUUUGUCCUCGAUAAAUACUAUAAUAUGACUGAGGAGGCACCUGUCUAUGCUGCGGCCCUUCUUCUCGACCCUUCUCGGAGAGCAGCAUAUAUUCGGAAGAAUUGGCCGGCUACAUGGGUUGAACCCGCUAUUGAAUCUGCUAAUGCACUGUGGCAGGAGAGUUUCAGCACAAGGUGUGUCGCUGAUGACCAGCGCAACCUGUUUUCAAUAACGCCGCCAUCGGUGCCUUCCAGGAAGCGUGGCUCUGAGCUGGACCUCCUUAUGAGGGAUAUGGAAGUUAUCACUGCAGAUGUGUGGGAUAGCGAUGACUUCAGGACUUUCAUUGAACUGCCUCCCUUCCGCAUUGAUUGUAGUCCUCUCGAGUGGUGGUCUCGCAGUGAGCAAAAAUCGCGUUACCCACGGCUCCACAAGAUGGCAACGGCUAUUUUGUCCAUUCCAGCAGAGUCAUCAGAGCCUGAAAGGGUAUUUUCUGGAUCUAGAAGAACUUGUUCAUGGGAUAGGCUGAGUUUAUCAUGUCUUAAUAUUCAGAGAAUUGAAUGCAUUGGUAGCUGGAUACGAGAGGGCCAUAUCCGGCUUUCCAAUCUCAACGGCAUGGGCCUCCCUAUGGAGGCAACCACGAUGGAUGAAGAUGAAGAGCUUGAUGACGAGAUCGUAAAUGAAAUGCAAUGGAUUUAA